This is a messenger RNA of Kockovaella imperatae, 783 nucleotides long. Its product is annotated as FAR-17a/AIG1-like protein. Gene Ontology annotation, cellular component: membrane; endomembrane system. The record is from RefSeq and is a predicted model, not a curated record. Lineage: Eukaryota; Fungi; Basidiomycota; Tremellomycetes; Tremellales; Cuniculitremaceae. The coding region runs from base 1 to 783 and encodes 260 amino acids. The transcript is spliced from 7 exons.
AUGAGCAAAGCCAAUGGAGGUCCAAAGAUGACUCCUAUAUCGAAGGAUGACAGUCGAGAUGAAGUGAAAGGCUCCAAGAAGAGCUACGAUGCAUCGAGACCACGUCGACAUCUCGGUCACUUCCUCUUUCACAGCUGCACGGCUGGACAGAUGCUUAACGGAUUCUUGGGCCUAAACGCCAUAGCACGGGACAACAAGGUCGAAGCUCAAUAUGGAGGCUUCUUGCAAUACCUCACUAUUGUAGGACUAUUCAUCUCUAUCACUGCCAUGCUAUUGUCAAGCAUGAAAGACCUCGUCCCAUCGCUGCGUAAACUACAUCGAAUCAAGAGGGGGUUGCUUUUAUUUGCCCUUCCAGUGGAAAUCGUGAUCGCUUCAAUCUAUUGGCCACUGGCCAUCUUCGCUCCCAGUCUGAUGUUCCCCAAGAGCCCAGAGGAUGUUUCGUCACCCGUCCCUUCUUCAGUUCCCGCGACCGACUUGCUGUUCAAGAUUCCUCUUAACAUGGACCUAUCGAUGCAUGCUUUACCCGCUUUUGCGUUGCUUUUUGAUUUCUUCUUCCUCGAGAAGAAAUACACCCCUCCAGCAUCUACUAUCGGAGCACCGCUCCUCGCCCUUACAUUCGGGACGCUCUACGGCGUCUGGGUGGAACACUGUGCCACCAUCAACGGCAAAUUCCCUUACCCCUUUCUCAACGUGAUGGACUUCAUUCCUCGGGUCAUACUGUACAUCACGGCGACCUUCGGAUCGCUCUUUGCAUUCUGGGGACUGAACGGGCUUCAUGAGUAG